Messenger RNA from Macrobrachium nipponense, 498 nucleotides. RefSeq names its product glucose-6-phosphate exchanger SLC37A2-like. The transcript is spliced from 3 exons. The coding region runs from base 147 to 479 and encodes 110 amino acids. Lineage: Eukaryota; Metazoa; Arthropoda; Malacostraca; Decapoda; Palaemonidae. The record is from RefSeq and is a predicted model, not a curated record.
UCACUUUGACAUGUUCCAGUUGUCAGUCGACGUCGUUCGUUUCGGACUCAGUUGGUGUUUCACCCUCGACUUGUAGGGUUGUAUACGUCAACUCCUCCUGGGACUUUCGCAUUACACUCGGCGUAUUUAAAUAAACUACAUCGAAUAUGGCGAAGUUGAGCCCCGUCAUCCGAUGGAUUGAUGGUUCCUGCUGCGGAAAUUUGUCUUCACAAAGGAGAAUAUUAUCGUACAAGGCAUUUAUCUUGAUAGUAACAUUUUUCAUAUACUGCUCAUAUCACCUUUCAAGGAAGCCUAUUUCCAUCGUGAAAACUGUUUUAAAUCAGAAUUGCACCAAUAAAACAGACCCAAAUCACACCAAUAAUACCCACUGGUGUGACUGGAAACCUUUUGAUGAUGACAACUCGCAAACUCUCUUGGGAUUUGUGGACUCGGCUUUCCUCUUUGCGUAUGCUUUUGGGAUGUUUUUCAGGUUAGAUUGAAUAUCUUUGUUUUGUUGUU